AUGCGCCUCGGAUAUUCAUGGCUGGUGCUUGGCCUCUUGUUGCUCCUGCAACAGGAUCUCACUCAGGCAGCCAACAUCCUGGGAAUCUUUCCCUACCGCCAUAUUUCGCCCUAUUUGGUGAUGCAGCCGUUGGUCCGAACUUUGGCGAAAAGAGGCCACAAUGUGACGCUAAUCACACCAGAGGGAAUGCCGAACGAUAUUGAAGGAGUUCGCCAUAUACGCGUUAACAAGCUGAAUAGACGCAUAAGGGAAAUGAUCGAGACUGAACAAGUUCUAGACUUUAUGAUUAACAAAUGGACGGAGACCACGUUGACAGCCAAAGUGUUUUUCAAUGCCUCGCAUGAUAUCUUGACUGAUCCUGGGGUGCAGAGAAUGUUACAUGACGAAAACGAGAGGUUCGACCUAAUCAUGAUGGAGCCGGCAAAUCUGGAUGCUCUCUAUGGCCUGGUGGAAUAUUACAACGCCACCCUGAUGGGAUUGUCCAGUGUGCGCACCAACUGGAAUACCGAAGAAUUGGCCGGCAAUCCUGCGCCAUCCAUCUACGAACCCAUCUCCCCAAUUGGCUAUUCCUUGGACAGCUCAUUGUUGAGUAGGAUUCGCAACUGGAUUCAUAUCACCGAGGAGAAACUGGUGGAUCAACUGAUUAUUCGACCAGCGCAGUUACGCAUUUUCCAGCAAUUCUUCGGCUACUCGGCACAGAAGCUGCAAGAACUACGGGCCAGGUUCUCGGUCAUCCUAAUCAACAACCACUACAGUUUUGGAAAAGUUCGCGCCAAUGUACCCAACAUCAUUGAAGUGGCCGGUCUGCAUCUCAGCGAACCACGGGAACCGUGUGAUAAGGAGUUGCAGAAAUUCAUGGACGAGGCGGAGCACGGAGUGAUAUAUUUCUCAAUGGGAGUGGACAUACUGGUGAAGUUUCUUCCGCUUGAAGUUCAGCAGCCGCUGUUAAAGUCAUUUUCAAAGCUAAAACAGCGGGUGGUUUGGAAGAGCGAACUCAUCAAUAUGCCCAACAAAUCGGAGAAUGUUUAUAUUAUUGAUAAAGCCCCUCAACGUAGCAUUUUAAGCCAUCCCAACCUAAAACUUUUCAUUACAAACGGAGGACUGCUAAGUGUGAUGGAGGCGGUUCACAGCGGAGUUCCGAUGCUGGGAUUGCCGAUGUUUUUUGACCAAUUUGGUAACUUGCGUUGGGGAGAAUUAGCUGGCAUGGCCGAGGUCUUGGACAUCAACUUUCUAAAUGAAGAUACUUUGACCACAACUAUUCAGAAGAUAAUAGAAAACCCUAAAUAUGCCCAGAGGGCCCAGGAAAUGUCGCAGCUCUUCAAGGAUCGACCCAUGAGUCCCUUGGAUACGGCUGUUUGGUGGACAGAGUACGCCUUACGGAAUCGAAAUGCAUCCCGAAUAAGGCUCAAUGUGGAGGAAAUUCCACUGAUACAGUACUAUAGAUUGGACAGUAUCCUCAUCCCUAGCGUUAGAUUUGGAUUAGUCGCAUUGUCGGUGCUUUUUUUGCUCUAUAGUUUGUUUUUGAAAAAUCGUGUCGGACACAGAUGAUUCGUUUGAUUGAUAAACUUUUCAAUAAAAGGCUUUUUAGCACUCCUAUAUAAAA
Molecule: messenger RNA, 1603 nt
Organism: Drosophila takahashii
Lineage: Eukaryota; Metazoa; Arthropoda; Insecta; Diptera; Drosophilidae
Product: UDP-glucosyltransferase 2-like
Molecular function (GO): UDP-glycosyltransferase activity
Source: RefSeq, a predicted model, not a curated record